AUGGACACUCUCUUAAACGUCUAUGAGAUUUAUCACUUUGAAAAACGUCAGAAGAUUUUUGAUAACUAUGUGAAUACAUUCAUGAAACUUAAACAAGAAAGUAGUGGUAUACCUAAAAAUUGUUUAGAUGAGAACGGUGUAGUGAUAAAACAAAAAUUACAAGAGUAUAUUCUUGAUUAUCUUGAACAUGAACAAGUGGAGUUAGAGGCUGAGAAAAUCAGUUACAAUCCGGGGCAGCGAACAGUCAUGAAGGCACUUUUAAACUCGUUGUGGGGUAAAUUAGCACAAAAUGAAGACACAACAGUUGUUUCGUUUAUAGACUCUAUGGACGAUUUACUAGAGUUAGUGAAUGAUCGCACGGUAGACGUUACAUCUUUAGAUUUUAUUAGCGAUAAUAUUGCUCAAACCACCCGUAGCAAGGGUUGUAGUUUAACUCCUUUACCCAACUGUAAUGUAAUUGUUGCUUCAUUUGUAACAGCGUACGCAGGUUUAGAGCUAUUUAAAUAUUUACAUAAAUUAGGUCAGAAUGUUUUAUACUACGAUACAGAUUCGGUAAUUUUUAUUGAGGAUGUUGAAAAUGGUAAAUGUAUUCAAACGGGUGGUUACCUAGGUGAAAUGACUGAUGAGUUGUAUGAGAAAGAUACGAGUGAGAAAUGGAUAGAGCAGUUUUGCACGGCAGGUCCGAAAUCGUAUUCGUAUCAUACAAACGAAUAUACAUGCUAUCUAAAAGACGGUACAGCACAAAAGCAAAGAGAUGAGAUAGUUCACGUAAAGGGUUUUACACUAAAAGGUCCAGCUAAAGACAUGAUCACAUUCGAUAGCAUUAAUGCAUGUAUAAAGGAUAAAAAGAAGGAAAUCGAAGUAACAUAUCGAGAGUUUGUGCGCGAGACUAGUCAAAGUAUAGCGGUUAAGGAAAAAUUGAAAAAAUUUAGAUUCACCUUUGAUAAACGUGUUAUACACAAUGAUUUUACAACUACACCGUUUGGGUAUUUGAAAUAA
Paramuricea clavata is the source of this 999-nucleotide messenger RNA. The record is from the annotation of a GenBank genome assembly. Lineage: Eukaryota; Metazoa; Cnidaria; Anthozoa; Malacalcyonacea; Plexauridae.